Messenger RNA from Trypanosoma theileri, 2577 nucleotides. RefSeq lists its product as uncharacterized. Gene Ontology annotation, biological process: establishment of meiotic spindle localization; mitotic cell cycle; spindle organization. Lineage: Eukaryota; Euglenozoa; Kinetoplastea; Trypanosomatida; Trypanosomatidae. Gene Ontology annotation, cellular component: spindle pole. The transcript has a single exon. Gene Ontology annotation, molecular function: protein binding. The coding region runs from base 1 to 2577 and encodes 858 amino acids. The record is from RefSeq and is a predicted model, not a curated record.
AUGACUGCAAUUCGUGGUGAUUGCAACGCUGAGAACGAUGGUGGUCAUCUACAGAUGGCGAUAAAUUAUUCUGCAGCUUCGAAGCACCUUUUAGCCAUUAAAGCAUAUGAACGAGUUCUCUCUGAGAUAGGAGAUGAGACUAUUAUAAAGCUUUCACCUUCACAGGUUUUUCAUUUAGUACCACCAGAUGCCUUAUUCAGGGAUUUUGUCUUGUGUUGCAAUGUCUUCUCUGUGAAGAGUGUUGAAACGAACGUGGAACUAGCAAUAGAUUUCUUACGCAUAUGUCUUGAACAGUUGAAGAGGCGUAGUUAUUUAGACGGAAACUUUGAGACCUAUACUCAUGAUAAAAAGAUGCCUAUUUCAGCCAACAUGGAUAGAGGUCUCUUACUAUUAGUUUGUUUGACGUUAAAUAACUGGGGAUGUUUAUUACUACGAUCAGGUGAGAUUGGACGUGCUAUGGCGGUCUUUCACACUGCCCUUGAUACUGCCAUGGCGGAGGAACUCACCUGUAUGAUUCUCCUCAACUUGUGUACACUACACAUCCACAAUUGUUGUUUUCCUGAAGCCAGCGAUACCGCCAUGGCAGUUUUGCAAAUAGUCGGUAAUAGUGAUGAGGACGAGAGUAAGAAAGAGAAAAGUGAUGUGGAUCGGCAAUUACUCCCUGCCGCUAUGUACGCCGACACCCGCCCACUACUCGCCGCCCUCGCCGAACAUAACGCAGGAAUUGCAGCGGAGUACAUUGCAACAACAACGGCCGCCGUACACUACACCGCCGCCGAGACACACCUCGCAGAGGGUCCACACCAACAAUGGGCAGCAGUAGCGGCAAACUGUCGUCGACGACUACAAGCAUUACUGCAUCAACGACGAGAAGAGGCAUUUUUAAAACGACGAGAAGAAGAAGCAGAAGCAGAAGCAGAGGCGGAACAUGCGAAUGGUAAUGGAAUGGGAAGAGGAAGUUUAAAUAUGCGACGGGUACGAAGUCUGCGGAAUCUUGCUCCAAAUAGUAGUAUCAAUACGAAUACUAAUACAUCAGCAAUGUCAUCUGCGCAGCGACGUCCGGGAUCUAGAGUGAAGAGUGGAAUGCGGCGAUCCAGACGACGUCUCUCACCCUCUACCACUAUUCCAGAAGAGGCGGUAGAACUUCCUCCUAUUAAUGCAGAACUACGUCAACGAAUUCGUAAAGGUGGUUCGACAGAUGUGGUGGUUCCAUUUCUACGUACAACGGAGGUAAGGGAUAUUAUAUUUGGAGAAGAACGAGUCUUUGAAUCACCUUUUUCUUUUAUGGAAAGUGCUAUUACGUGUAGUGUUACUAUGAUUAUGCUGUGUGAGGAAACACCACUUCAAUUGGCAGAUGAAGCAGAGAGAGAGAAAGUUGCUCCUAUGCGAAGAACUAUAUGGUCUUUAUUUGCACCACGACGUGAUAGUAUGUUAGUUAUACCAUAUGCUAAACCCAAAACAAUUGCUAUGCCACCAGCCAUAGUAGUUGAUGCUGUUAAAAGUGUUAUGCCACCACCACCUAUUCCAGAGAAGGUAAUUGAAAAUGCUCAACGAACUGUUGCAGGACUUAAAAAACUUUUAACUAACCGAUUGACUAUUUUACUUAGAGCUGAAAAUGCCUUUGAAGAAAGAUGGGAAGCAACUACAGUGGUAAAGAAUGCCUUAAUGAGAUAUGGUUUAGCUCAGGAUAUUCUAAAACUAAAGAUAAAUAUGAAAGAAAAAAGGGAAAAACAAAUAGCAUUAGAAGAUGCUAGUGCUAGACGUAUAGUACGUUUCUUUCGAAAGGUACUUGAGAGCAAACGUUGGAAAAAAGGUUCAAUACCAAAAAGUAUUGCAGUACGAUAUGUUGAGGAAAAGGUAGCGAUCACUAUGCAAAAGUAUGUCCGACGUUGGUUAGCGAAGAGAGAAUUAGAAAAACUUCGAGAUGAACGUCGACGAAAAGAUAUGGGGGCUAUGAAAAUACAAAGUAUUUAUCAUGCACGUAUUGCACGUCAACGUUAUCUUAAACUUCAAAAAGAAGAACAAGAUAGGUUAAAAGCAGAAAAAGAAAAAGAAAAAAACGAAUUCGCAGCAACACAAAUUCAACGAGCUUAUCGACGUCAUGCAUUCCUUCUUCGUAAAUUAUAUGAAAGAGGACAUAGAAAAGAGUUUAUUCUCCAUCACUAUAAGUACUCCAGAGAGUACUAUGCUACAGUUAUUCAAAAAACUUUUCGUGGUUAUUUAGUACGACGUACCUAUGGAGCUGCAGUUUAUGCAAAAAGAUGUUAUGGUCGAAAUUGUUAUCGUGCAGAGGUAUUAAAUGCAUGCGCUACAAGAAUCCAAACUGCCUUUCGUGGAUAUAUGACUCGUCGAACCACAAAGGAUUUACUACAAAAACACUUGGCACAACGUAAACAAGAAGUAUUGGAGAUAAAACGGCGUCAUAUUAAUAAGGCUGCCAUAGUGAUUCAAUGUGCUUACCGUUCUUAUAAGGCACGUCGUAUCACAUCUGAACUUCGACAACUCCGAGAGAAGGAGCGGCUGAUUCAACGCAGUCAAGUGUAUCCACCGUUUCGACUGGAAGAGCAGGUGUACUAA